GACUUCCCGGGCCCACAAGUUCCCACGAGCAUUAACUCUCGUUUGCAGACCCACCACUCUACCUUACACCGAAUAACAAUGCCGACUCCCGGAGUCAGAUUCCUCGCCCACCUCCUCGCCCGGUUCGUGGGCCGACCCAUCCUGCUCAUUCUCGCUGUGCACUACGCCGUCAAUCGUUUCACGGGCCUCCGGCUCCGCGCUCCCACGACGAUAUUGCUGACGCUUCUUGCGUACCCGCUGUCGAUGGUGUUUCUCGUGCAGCGCAAGAUGUGGCGGCAGCGGCGGGAGGCGCGGGCGCUCGGCGCGCGGCCGGUUCCUGUGGUCAAAGGGAAGCGUUUCGCGAACUUGGACUUGCUCACCAUGCUGCGCCAUGCCCGGGUGCACGGGUAUCCCGGUGACGGCUUCGCAGAAUGGGUCGAAGAGCUCGGCCCGGUAAUCAACGUGCGAGUGCUCUGGGUGGACAACAUCCUGACGACAAGCCCGGACCACAUCAAGCAGAUUCUGGCCACAGAUUUCAACAACUACGAGAAAGGCGCGUCUGUCGUGUGUCCCGCGGAGGCCGAGCGCAUCUCAUUGCCCAUCAAUUCAUUUGCAGGCGAGCGAUUCCAGCAGGAGAUGAACAGUGUCCUCGGGUCCGGGGUAUUCAACUCCGACGGCGAAAUGUGGAAGUUCCACCGGACGCUUACCCGCCCCUACUUCUCGCGGGAUCGCAUCAGCCACUUCGAGAUCUUCGACGCCCACGCCAACAGCGUCAUCUCCAUCCUCAAAACGCGGCUGCGCGCGGGCUAUGCGGUGGACUUCCAAGACCUCAUCGGGCGGUUCACGAUGGACUCCGCGACGGAGUUCCUCUUCGGCACGUGCGUCAACUCGCUGCAGGCCGACGUGCCGUUCGCGCACAACGUGGGUGCAUUCCCGCGGCCGUCCGAGGCUGCACAGGUCGCGAAUACUUUCCUGGACGCGUUUGCUGCCGCGAUGCACGCGAUUUCCGAGCGCGAGGUCCUUGGGAAUGUGUGGCCGCUGUUCGAGAUGUGGGAGGACAAGACGGCGGCGCCCAUGGCGGUCGUCAGCGCGUUCCUGGAUCCUAUCAUUGAGGCUGCUGUGGAGCGGAAGAGGAUGAAAAAGCAGAUGCGAGGGGCGGGGGAGGCCGUGGAUGGCGAACAGAAUGAAGAUUCGACCCUUCUCGAUGAGCUUUUGGUGUCAACUGACGAUCCCAAGGUUCUCAAAGACGAAACCUUGAACAUCCUGCUCGCUGGACGCGACACGACAAUGCACGUCACGACGAUGGUCAUCUACUUCCUCUCGAUGUAUCCUGAUGUCUGUGCUCGUUUGCGAGCAGAGGUCCUGGAAUACGUCGGCCCGACGCGGCGGCCGACCUACGAUGACGUUAAGAAUAUGAAGUAUCUCCGUGCCGUGAUCAACGGUGUGCCACUCUCUGCUGCUGCUGGAUAUCGUGUGACCAUGACCGAACAGAGUCGAUGCGGCUAUAUCCCUCUGUGCCGUUUAACAUCAGGUGACUCACCUGGACGAUUAUCAAAGUCCCGUCGUAAAAUUGAUGGCCCUUUAACAGGGAUUCGGUCAACGCGACGACCUGGCCAUCACCCGAUCCAAAUGAGAAACCGCUCUAUAUCCCGGCCCAAACCAAGUGCGCAUCGAUGCCCGUACUCCGUAUUUCUGAUGCAUCGCCGCAAAGAUCUGUGGGGCAACGACGCGGAAGAAUUUGACCCCGACCGCUUCAUCGACCCCGCGCGGCUCAAAUCCUCCCUCCUCGCAAACACCUUCGCGUUCCUCCCGUUCAACGCGGGCCCGCGCAUCUGCCUCGGGCAGCAGUUCGCGUACAACGAGAUGUCCUUCGUCCUCGUGCGCCUGCUGCAGGCCUUCGAGAGCUUCGCGCUCGCGGAGGAAGAUGCGUGGGCCCCCGAGGCGCACGUGCCUACUGAGUGGAAGACGGCCAGCCGGGGCACCGCACGACGCAGGGGCACGGACCGGUUCCGGCCGAAAGUACACCUGACGAUGUAUGCUGCUGAUGGAAUGUGGAUCCGGGCUAAGGAGGCUGCCUCGAAUGAAGAGAAGAAAUAAUUGGAUGCAGAGUGCAGAAUCAGACGAGACGCCCACGAACGAUCACGCAUACUGACGACGGUUCAGCGGGUGAUUGCCGCUUGGGCAGAAUUACCAGUUUUAAAGCACGCCUUGUGGAUGGAUUAUGACCAAGUU
Mycena citricolor is the source of this 2211-nucleotide messenger RNA. NCBI's taxonomy places the organism in Eukaryota, Fungi, Basidiomycota, Agaricomycetes, Agaricales, Mycenaceae. The record is from the annotation of a GenBank genome assembly.